Ipomoea triloba (trilobed morning glory) is the source of this 1161-nucleotide messenger RNA. RefSeq lists its product as uncharacterized. Gene Ontology annotation, molecular function: zinc ion binding; nucleic acid binding. NCBI's taxonomy places the organism in Eukaryota, Viridiplantae, Streptophyta, Magnoliopsida, Solanales, Convolvulaceae. The record is from RefSeq and is a predicted model, not a curated record. The transcript has a single exon. Bases 1 to 1161 code for a protein of 386 amino acids.
AUGGUGCCGCCACGUAGACGCGAGGACUACCCAGAAGCACCAAUCGUGGAGCAGCUGAUGCAGAAUCUUCAGCAGCUGACGCAGAUCACCCAGCUACUCGGAAACGCGAUGGUGCAGAACAACCAGCGCGGGCAGCCAGACUUGGUUCGGAGGGUGGCGGGGCAACUCCCACCCUUCUUCGCCGGAGAGGAGGACCCCGUGAUCUUGGAGGAGUGGAUCCGGGCGCUUGACAAGAUCCUCGAGGUGGUGGAGUGCCCACCAGGUCGCCAGGUCGAGGUGGCGAGCUUUUACCUAAAGGAGGAAGCUGACUUGUGGUGGGUCCACGGCGGCCCAGCGAUGCGGCAGGAGCCCGACUUUGGUUGGGAGACGUUCAAAGACCGGUUGAGAGCUCGCUUCUAUCCAGCUCAUGUCAAAGCGGCGAUGCAGGAGGAGUUCUUGCCCCUCAAGCAGGGGUCGAGGACGGUGCAGGAGUACCACCGGCGUUUCUUGGAGUUGGCUCGUUUCGCGCCGACGUUAGCCCCGACUGAGGAGACCCGGAUCGAGCGGUUCGUGGCUGGGUUGAACUUGGAUACGCGUAUGGCCUUGGUCGUAUUCAAGUUUCAGACGCUGAGCGAGGCCUACAGCAGCGCCGCUGACCAUUACCGCGUGCUGUCUAUCCGUCAGGGGAUCCAGGACCGCUCCAAGCGGCCAGCUGAGGGUAGAGCUUCAGACUCCAAGCGGUACAGGCACGGGAGCUCCGGGAUGAGAGCCGGUUUUCAGCGAGGAGGUGCUAGUCACAGCGGUGGAUCUCGCCCUAGCUUUGGGCAGGGAUCAGGGGGCAAUGGAGCGCGCACUCGACGCUUCGACUGCAGACGCUGUGGGAGGGAUCACCCCGGUCGCGACUGCGAGGGGAGGUUGGUGGAGUGCUACAGCUGCGGGUUGCGAGGACAUCGGGCCUAUGAGUGCACGGCAAAGAAGGGAGGACCACCUCAGCCCCGACCGAGCGCAGCACAGGGAGCCCCAGCAGCGACCCGACCCUCUCGAGAGGCCGAGGGUAGUGGAGGCAGCCGGCCGAGUGGAGGCCGAGGGCAGCAGGCGGGGCCACAGCAGAGAAAGAUCUUCGUGAUGGGCCGUACUCAAGCUGAGGCCAAUGGACUUGAAGAAGGUAACUUUCGAGCUUAA